CAUUUAUACUCUCCGUCCCUGUAAUUCUUUUGACAGCGGGCCGACACACCUUGGAAUUUAGCGUAAAUUUUUAACUUAUUUCAGCUCAAUUUUCAAGGUAUAUUGAACACAAUGGAGCUCUGCUGUAUAUUGGAGUACCUGCUGGUCCCUAUUCUUCUAGGAAUAUUAAUAGCAGUUGUCAAUUUUUUCACUACAAAAGAGAGAAACUUAAACGGCAAGCAUGUGUUGAUAACUGGAGGCUCGAGUGGCAUUGGUCUGAGCGUUGCACAUGAUGUUGCUCAGAGAGGAGCCAGUGUCACCCUAGUUGCAAGAAAUCUGGCAAAUUUGGAAAAGGCUUUGGAGGAAGUGAGAAGCACAGCAUCCAAAGCAGGUGCUGGUGGCAAAGUGCAAAUCUUCUCAGCUGACAUCUCUGGAAACCAUGAGCAAAUAGUGUCCCUAGUCAAAGAUGCUGAGAGUAGUCAAGGACCCAUUUACAUGCUUGUCAACUGUGCGGGAUUUGCCCGAGCUAUGAAAUUUGAGGAUAUCUCGCCCCAGCUUGCAAAGCAACUAAUGGAUGUGAACUUCAUGGGUUCCGUCCUCAUAACGCAAGAAGUGGUCCGCAGCAUGAAGCAGCAGCAGGAAGGGAUUAUUGUCUUCACCUCAUCCCUUGGAGGCCUCCUGGGCAUCUACGGAUUCACGCUGUAUUCUGCCGCCAAAGGUGCCUUGGUGAAGUUAGCCGAAGCGCUUUGUCAGGAGGUAAAACCGUACAAUAUCACAGUGACUGUGUGUUAUCCACCUGAUACGGACACCCCAGGAUAUGAGGAGGAAAACAAAACAAAACCCAUUGAGACCAAAUUGAUAUCAGAAUCUGCAGGACUUUUCAAGGCUGAUGAGGUUGCCUGCAAGUUAGUGAAGGAUGCCCUGCGUGGUUCAUUCUGCAGUACAGUUGGAAUUGAAGGCUUUAUGUUGACCACACUUUGUGCUGGUAUGUGGCCCAUAGCUAACUUUGCUGCAGAGUUUGCUGCAUUCCUGGCACAGAUUUUGCUGACGUGGGUGUUCCGAAUCAUUUCUCUGUUUACCCUGUGGAGCUUUGAUAGGAUUGUGUGCCAAGAACAUCAAAAGAGGCUGGCUAGUAAGAAGAGCGAAUAACUGAGAUUUCAAGCUCCUUUUUGUGGGCAUGUCUGUUCUCAUGUUGGUCUUGGCCAAGUGUCUUUUUCUUUCUUUUUCCUUUUUCUUUCCGUUAUUUCUAAAUUUCAGGCUUUAGUCUUCUCCUUGAAGAUCAAGUUGCUUGGACUCUUUAUUUUCCUGUACUUAUUUGCUACUUUUGAGAUUUCAAUAAAGGAAUAGAUACAAGGGAGUCGGUGACAUAAAACUGACUAUUGUUGUAUUUUGUUGUUAGAUUUAUAAAUGAGAUUUUCAGUUGUUUACAGAGUUUCUUUGUGUAACUAAGCUUUAAUAGGCUUCAUCAGUGCUACACAGAGGAACGACGGAAAAAUUCUGCUUGGUGUGACGACCUCAGCAGGAAAAAUAUGAAGUUAUUUCACCAAACACUUUUAUAAUAGUGUCAGGAUGUAUUUGUUGCAGUAUGAGAAAUAGGAACUUACCUGUAAAACAUCUGAUUGAUUAUUGAGUGUCUUUGAUUUUUGUUCGAAUGUACUAAUACAGCAGGAAAAAAA
Messenger RNA from Penaeus monodon (black tiger shrimp), 1655 nucleotides. RefSeq names its product 3-ketodihydrosphingosine reductase-like (gene Kdsr). The record is from RefSeq and is a predicted model, not a curated record. The transcript is spliced from 8 exons. Lineage: Eukaryota; Metazoa; Arthropoda; Malacostraca; Decapoda; Penaeidae. Gene Ontology annotation, cellular component: endoplasmic reticulum membrane. Gene Ontology annotation, molecular function: 3-dehydrosphinganine reductase activity. Gene Ontology annotation, biological process: sphingolipid biosynthetic process. The coding region runs from base 112 to 1128 and encodes 338 amino acids.